AUGCAGGAAUAUGCGUCACACGUUCCCUUACCUGAAUCCGAUGCCUCAGUCUCUGAACCUGAUUCCGACGUGGAACUUCCCUCGAGGUUUUUGGACACUUCGGAAGUAUACGUCUACGUACAGAACUGGCUGCCUGAGCCUUCGAAAGAGCCUAUUCCUCGCCUUGCAGGCACUCUAUUUGAAGCAAUACUAGCCUUGUUCAUUCAUCUUACUCACUAUGUAGCAAUUGAAAAAGACGGAAAGCAUAUCGCUCUAGGUUCAAGGGAACUUGUUCAGGAGGUUGAGAGACUUUUCUUAUGGGGCGACGGCUUUUCCGCUUCUAGUGGCCAAUUGGAUGAAAUACUAUCAAAGUCCAGCGAGUUGAGACAAAGCGUGUUAUCGUCACUAUACGAAUUAGGUGUGACGUUGAAGAACACAGCUUUACAAACACGUUAUACUUCACACGGUAACAAAACUAGGGGUUUAGAUAUCCCCAUGCGAGAACUACGAGGCUUGUUAGAACAGACAUCGAUUCUCCUCUACGGCUCUGACAACCUAGAUGACAGGGAUGCUAUCUCGGAAAGCGAGUCAUCGACGAACGAUCUGACUAAAUGCAUAGAGGAUAUCUCUAUCUACAUCGAUUGCUUGAUGGACUUAUCAGUUGCACUGGAAAAUCCAGUUCUCGAUCUCGAACCAGUCAACGCCACGAUCCCAAGCUCCCAAAAUCUGGAGACAUUUGAUGUAUCGUCUUCACAGGCUUCAACAUUCUGUCGCAAGAUUCGCGACAGGUUCCCUAAAAUGGAGAAGUGGCUCGUGGAAAGACUGGGAGAGAACAAUGCACGUCGAGCCUCCGCUCUCAAAGAGGCACACGAGAGGUGUCUAGAUAUUGAGGCAACUAAUUCGACUAAUGUGUCCGAUCCUGUACUUGAAGAUUCAAAUACCGCCUCUUCAAGACAGCCUGCACCGAUGAGAGAAUUCCCUCAUAUUCCAGCUAGUAACUCGUCAUUCUUAACGAGAGCCUUAGCAAUUACUGAUGGCCCAUACACAUGCACCAUACGAACGUGCAUCCUAGACACCAAAUCAUACAAAUCCACGCGACGUUGGGUCGAGCACGAAUCCCAGCACCGGCCACAAGACUGGCAAGGCUCCGAAUGUCCCUUCUGCGACAGCAAGUCUACCUUGAUGUCCCCGAAAUCGUACUACAAACAUGUCGCCGAGCAUCUUCGUGAAAUAUCGCUCGCAGCACUACCACAUAGCUUUGAUUCACAUACGGACACCACGAGUUCAAAUGACAAUUCAGAAGAUAAUGAGGAUUAG
This is a messenger RNA of Fusarium graminearum PH-1, 1296 nucleotides long. RefSeq lists its product as uncharacterized. The record is from RefSeq and is a predicted model, not a curated record. Lineage: Eukaryota; Fungi; Ascomycota; Sordariomycetes; Hypocreales; Nectriaceae. The transcript has a single exon. The coding region runs from base 1 to 1296 and encodes 431 amino acids.